GAACUUCAGCCAGAAAUCAUUUCAGUAUCAUCUGUCCAGACAGGAGACACGAGAAAAACAAUCUGCGCUACACUUCCUUUGAAUUAGCAAAACUUGACAUAGAAAGAUGCGAAAGCAUAGGAAUAGAAAUCGGUCAUCAGCAACCUCAAGAAGAGAGGAAAUGAAAAGAGCACCUGUUGACUCAAAGCUACAACCCAAUGACGUGCUGACCAGCAGUUUGAGUGAGUACUUGCUUCAGCACUUCAUGUUUGACGGCUUCUUCAGCAGAGUUGCUCAGUGCCAAGACAAAGACACCAAAGACACUGUGGCCCUCAAGAUCCUCAAGGAGAAGAAUAACGGUUCUCAGAAGCCCAACAAAGAGUUGGCCAUGCUGAAAAUGGUCCGUGGUCUUGAUCCGGUCAACAUCGUUCGAUUCUAUGAGGGUUUUGAAUACAUGGGCAAGACAUGUCUUGCAUUUGAAAUGCUGGACAAGAAUCUCCACCAGCUGCUGAAGGAGAAACGCGGCAACCCUCUCUCUCUUCAGCAAAUCAGAUCCAUCACACAACAGCUGGUUGCCGCACUUAGAGCUCUGAAGACUGUUGGUGUGAUUCAUACAAAUAUCACACCGCAAAACAUCAUGCUGGUUAACCAGAAAGAAACACCCUUCAGAGUCAAACUCAUUGACUUUAGUUCAGCCAUCAAAGCUACUGAAGUCAAGCGUGGUGUCAUCAUGCAGCCUGUUGCAUACCGGUCUCCUGAAGUGAUACUGGGUCUUCCCAUCUCAGAGGCUGCAGAUAUGUGGUCUCUGGGUGGUGUCCUGGCAACCCUGUACCUUGGCAGCUUGCCGUUCCCUCAGCGCUGCCAGUAUUACCUGGUGAAAACUAUGGUGCAGACACUGGGUCAGCCGGAGGACCAGGUCCUAGAUGACGGCACCCAUACGUUGCUCUAUUUUAGCCAGAACCAGGACUCCACAAAGCCAGCAUGGAGGCUUAAGACGGCUGAUGAGCACAAGGCUGUGACUGGCUUCCCGCCCCAAAAUCACAGCGGCUCAACCAGGUUCAGCAGGCUGGAUGACCUUGUGAUGCUGUACCCACAGGCAGAGAAGAUUGGGGAAAAGACACAGUUUGUUUGCCUGCUGAAGCAGAUGCUGUGUCUGAAUCCUCACAGGAGAAUAACCCCAAGUGAUGCCCUGAGUCAUCCGUUUACAACCAUGAGCCAUGAACAGGGUGACGAUGAUGACUCCAGCUCUUAUGAGACGUCCUCACCUGCUCUUACGAGUCAUCAAGAGCCACAAGAUGAUGGUGGCUCAGCGGCAGUGGACAUAGUUGCCAUCUCGAUAGAAAGAGAUGGAGACUCUGCUGAGACUGAAUCAAGAGAUGAAGAUUCAGAUGAAAGUCCCUCCAAUGGUAGAGUUUUGGAUGAUGAAGCUGCAGUCACCUCUGCCUCCACAUCUACUGCACCUCUACCGACUGACCUGUAUGACGCUGUUUCAGCUGACAAAGGUCCAGUCACCACAUCUGCAACUGAUGGAGUUUCAACUCCACCUCCAACAGAUGACUCAGAUGCUGCUGCUAGUGUAGCUGAUGAAGCCACAGUCACCUCUGCCUCCACUGAUGAAGCUUCAACAGCAUCUCCUAAGACUGGCCUGUAUGACGUUGUUUCAGCUGACGAGGGUACAGUCACUCUAUCUGCAGCUGAUGAGGUUUCAGCCUCACCUCUGACUGCUGACUUGAAUAAUGUUGAUUCAAGUGAAGAAACUGAAAGUCGCUCAAAUGGUAGAGAUCCAGAUGAUGAGUCCCCAAAUGGCGCCACUGUUGCAGCUGAUGAAGCUGUAGUCACCUCUGCCUCCACAAAUGAAGCAUCUACCUCACCUGUACUGACUGACCUGUAUGAUGCUGUUUCAGCUGACGAAGGCACAGUCACCACAUCUGCAACUGAUGGAGUUUCAACUCCACCUUCAACAGAUGACUCUGAUGCUGCUGCUAGUGCAGCUGAUGAAGCUGCAGUCACCUCUGCCUCCACAAAUGAAGCAUCUACCUCACCUGUGCUGACUGACCUGUAUGACGCUGUUUCAGCUGACGAAGGUAUAGUCACCACAUCUGCAACUGACAGAGCUUUAACUGCACCUCUAAGAGAUGACUCCGAUGCUGCUGCUGGCGCAGCUGAUGAAGCCACAGUCACCUCUGCCUCUACUGAUGAAGCUUCAAUAGCACCUCUCAAGACUGGCCUGUAUGACACUGUUUCAGCUGACAAAGGUCCAGUCACUGUGUCCUCAGCUGACGAAGCCUCAGCUACACUUCCAGAGACUGACACAGAUGAAGUUGGUCCAGCUGAUGAACGUACAGUCAUGGACUCUGAUGGAGACUCAGCCACUGGCUCCCGAAACACUCGGAGGAAGCCGCUGAAAAGGAUCAAGAGAUUCUUCGGCAGGAUGUUUAGAGCCCUGUGCUGCUGCUGUUGCUCUGUACAUGUUGAGGAAUAA
Thunnus maccoyii (southern bluefin tuna) is the source of this 2461-nucleotide messenger RNA. Its product is annotated as serine/threonine-protein kinase minibrain-like. NCBI's taxonomy places the organism in Eukaryota, Metazoa, Chordata, Actinopteri, Scombriformes, Scombridae. The coding region runs from base 107 to 2461 and encodes 784 amino acids. The transcript has 9 exons. Gene Ontology annotation, cellular component: PML body; cytoplasm; nucleus. Gene Ontology annotation, biological process: peptidyl-serine phosphorylation; intrinsic apoptotic signaling pathway in response to DNA damage by p53 class mediator; smoothened signaling pathway. The record is from RefSeq and is a predicted model, not a curated record. Gene Ontology annotation, molecular function: transcription coactivator activity; SMAD binding; ATP binding.